AUGUUGCCGGGUGAGGUGUCUGGUAACUCUUCUCUGCGGAAUUCUGUCGCCAUUGGCAGUCUACCCAUGUUCAAAUCUGAGCGAACCGAGCUCAGCUCUGAUCCUGAUCCACCGGGGGUCAGUUUCUGUCUAGAUCGACAGGAUGAACACAAUUCCAGCGAACCUGUCAAAGCGACCAAGUCGGGGGAAAACUACCCGUCGUACAACCGUGUUAGCGAGACAGCUGUGCAACCGAAGCAAGUGUCCUCUUCCAGCGGUGUCCCUCCUAGACCUGAAGUUCCGGGGAAGUCUGCCUUUACUGGAGAGUUAGAGCAGGAGAUGAUAGCCGCGCUUGGUCUUUCGCCUACAGAUCCUCACCACCGAAGGGCGGCAAGUACACCGAUGUCGUUGAAUGCAUUUAGCCAGGUAAAUGGCGGGAAACGUCAAUUCACACAGCCAAUACCGCAACCAGGAGAGAUCCCAACUGGCAAUCAAUCCGUGCUGUCGAACAAAGCCCCAGUCGUAGAAAAUCGUUUGCCAGUCAUUCCCAAUGAGCCUUUUCACGUACCUUUCCCGUUUACGAACCGCCGGGGGCAUCAGCCAAGCAAGUCCACACCGGAGAUUAUUACCCCGUCGAUCCGUCCAGUGCUUGAUGAAAGUCCUCAACCUCCUCCACCUCCUCCCAAGGACAAUGAUAAUGGGCUUGCACCUAGCCAGGAUUAUAGACGCCAUCCCUCCGUCUCCACACUCGGAGCUGACGAGCAAGCCGGACGUACAUCUGACGAAGAACUUGACAGGGAUCCCCCUUCUCCUUUGCAAGAUGCAGCAAACGAGGUAACCCCAGAACCCCGGUAUAAACCGGUUGAGCAUUCUGUGGAUGACCAGCCAUCUGUUCAAGUGAAGAGAAGGUCUUUCAUACCUUUCUAUUCGUCGGGGUUCGCAAGUUCUGCUGAGGUUCUCGAAGCCAAAAGAAAAUCUAUCAACGGCCCACCUCCAUCUGCUCCAGAUGUGCAAAGCCCCUUGAGAAAUGAAGUCAGAUACUCGCCGGCAAACCGAAGCAGUAUGCUGAGCUUUGGUAGCUUCGGAAAGCGCAGCGCCAAUAGCAAAGGCACUCGCCCGUCCACACCUGCUAACGGUCUUUCACAAGCUUCAAGAUCGGGAUCUCCUGCAGAGAAUGGGGGAUCUACUAUUGGAAAACUGAAGGACUUUGGGAGACGACGACGCGCUUCUGUGGGAGAUCUCCUCUCUGGUAUUCAACCGCAAGGGCCUCAGGCGCCCCCGGGAGGUCAGCGGAAACGGUUCAGCAGAAUUAGCGGACUAUUUGGCCGGCAAGACUCCCACGACCCUGAGAGAAAAUCGAGAGACCACACAAGAACCAUGUCGGAGCAGCUGAAGAACAAAUACUCGCCGACGCACCCGUCGCCAAGUGGAAAUGUGAAUACUAGUCUCGCUACACAGGAUGGACCACCGGUCCUCAGCAAUCCAUUUGACCAAAAGCCUUUGCCGACUCCACGCCCACCCAGCUUGUCAUCCUCUCUGGCGACCAGUCGGUUUUACUCGCAGUUUCAACCUAAAUCCAUGAAUGAAUCCCCGGGGUCUCACCCUGCUGGCACACUCGGCCCGCCUCUCCCAAGUCAUUCCCGGUCACCGUCUCCCAGGUCAUUCUACGAGGAUAGAGUUCCACGUCCACAGUCACCGUUGGAGGAGUUACCAGACCACCAAAUACAUCAACUGCAGGGAGAGGAGCAGCACAAGCAAGGCACCCAAGACCAAAACCAAGAGCAGCGGGACGAUGAGGAAGACAAGGAGCACAUUCAUGGGGGGCCCCUUCGACACGAACUAUACGGGGAUAUAUCCGAGGCGUCAAACCACGGGCAACAACACGAAUUACCAGGCAAUUCCAACCAACAAAGCCUGGCUCCUCGGCUCAGCAUUCAAUCCCAAAAGCCAGCGGUUACAUACUCGGUAUUCCCGGCCUUGGACAACCAUGCAUCCCGCAACAUCGCCAUCUCAGACGCGAUAUCCGCGCAUCCUCAUCGCAGUGAGGACCGGGUCCGUGUAGUCAACAACCCACCUCAGCCAGUAGAGCUUGCCAUCACCGCAGACCGCUCCAGUGAGGAGAUCGUCAUGUCCCCCACGUCCUAUCCCGGACAGGAGUGGAAGCCCGUGCAUUUUUAG
This is a messenger RNA of Penicillium roqueforti, 2157 nucleotides long. RefSeq lists its product as uncharacterized. The transcript has 3 exons. The coding region runs from base 1 to 2157 and encodes 718 amino acids. NCBI's taxonomy places the organism in Eukaryota, Fungi, Ascomycota, Eurotiomycetes, Eurotiales, Aspergillaceae. The record is from RefSeq and is a predicted model, not a curated record.